UGGCUGCAAACUGAGCGCUAACUACCGCGGACACCGAGUCCGGGAAGGGAGGUGCAGCACAGAGAGAGGGAGAGGUGGAAAAGGAGAGACGCAGAACCGAGGAGCCACAAUUAUUCACGCAUCUGGGUGGCAGAUGGACAACAAGCUACAGCCGAGGCUGAACUGAGCUAAGCUAGCGGGGGAGACCUCUCCUCUCCUCUCCUCUCCCUCCCAGAGGAGACACGGCGACCGCAGGAGUUGCUUUGACACCAGCGAAGCGGGGGAAAGGUGCAGCGCGGAGAGUGGGGACACAGACCUGGCCGAGAAACACUGCUGCGGAGACGGGCUCCAUUCCUGCCUCAGUCCCUGAAGCGCCAGGCAGACAGGGGGGAGGCGGAGAAGGGAUUGAGACACGGGGCUGAAACUCUGGAGGAGGGCGAUAAGAAUACAUUGGUGGCGCGUCGCUCCGAGAGGCGUUGAAAGAUUCGCGGAUCUCCCGGCGAUCUCGUCUCACCUCAGCCUGGAGGAUGGCUAAAUGGGACUCGCCGUGGAAGUAUUACUGGGGAGUUAUGUUCGCACUCUGCAAGAGCGCCUUGCCUUUGGCCAAGAGUUUGGACCCAGUCGCCUGGCAUUCCCAGAACGUAAAGUUCCAAUUUGGAAAAGGCCUGGUAUUGUACCCAGAAAUUGGUGACAGGCUGGAUAUAAUCUGCCCAAAAACGAACAAUCAAGGCCUAUAUGAAUAUUACAAGUUGUACCUGGUGACCAGGGACCAGUCAGAAACAUGCAGAACCAUCAUCAACCCCCACUUGCUGGUCACGUGUAGCAAACCUGAUAAGGAAAUAAAAUUCACCAUCAAAUUCCAGGAGUACAGCCCCAAUUACAGGGGGCUGGAGUUCAAAAAGGGCCAGGAUUACUUCAUCAUCUCUACAUCAAAUGGGUCGUACGAAGGUUUGGAGAACAGAAAUGGUGGAGUGUGCAAAACUCGAUCCAUGAAAAUAAUUAUGAAGGUUGGACAAGAUCCAAACACAAGACCAGCGCUGAAUGAGAAAGAUCCUACCAAAGCACCAAGUAAAGGCCAGGACAACACAGUGAAGAACGUUGUCUCCCUCUGGAAAGACUCAUCUUCAGAAGAGAAAUCUGGGAACACAGCCACCGACAGUCAGAUUAAAGACAAGCUGAACAACAGUGGAGGAAUCUUUGGCUCCAAAAUGGCGCUCUUUGCUGCAAUUGGGGCUGGAUGCAUCAUUUUCAUCCUCAUCAUCAUCUUCCUUGUGGUGCUGUUAAUAAAGUUCAGAAAGCGACACAGGAAGAGUUCCCAGCAGAGGUCAGCUGUCCUUUCCCUCAACACCUUGGCCAGCCCAAAGUGUAGUGGAAAUAGCGGCUCAGAGCCCAGUGACAUUAUAAUCCCGCUGAGGACUAAUGACAACAACUACUGUCCUCACUAUGAGAAAGUUAGUGGCGACUAUGGCCAUCCAGUCUACAUUGUCCAAGAGAUGCCUCCACAGAGCCCUGCAAAUAUCUACUACAAGGUUUGACAGCCAAGACACAGGAGAAUUUGGAAUGGUGCCUGGCCUGCUUAAUGAUAUCUAAAGCUUCUCCUGAAACGUACAGACUUCCCGUAUACAAAAUGUGUUUGGGAGAGUAUAGAUAAGACUAUGACAGUGGCCAUCAAGGAAGGUUUCAGUAUUA
Leucoraja erinaceus (little skate) is the source of this 1668-nucleotide messenger RNA. It is a transcript of the gene efnb1, whose product is annotated as ephrin-B1. Bases 507 to 1514 code for a protein of 335 amino acids. Gene Ontology annotation, cellular component: plasma membrane. The transcript is spliced from 5 exons. Gene Ontology annotation, molecular function: ephrin receptor binding. The record is from RefSeq and is a predicted model, not a curated record. Gene Ontology annotation, biological process: ephrin receptor signaling pathway; axon guidance. NCBI's taxonomy places the organism in Eukaryota, Metazoa, Chordata, Chondrichthyes, Rajiformes, Rajidae.